Messenger RNA from Recurvomyces mirabilis, 771 nucleotides. RefSeq lists its product as uncharacterized. The record is from RefSeq and is a predicted model, not a curated record. Gene Ontology annotation, biological process: ribosome biogenesis. The coding region runs from base 1 to 771 and encodes 256 amino acids. Gene Ontology annotation, cellular component: ribonucleoprotein complex. NCBI's taxonomy places the organism in Eukaryota, Fungi, Ascomycota, Dothideomycetes, Mycosphaerellales, Teratosphaeriaceae. The transcript has 2 exons.
AUGGCCAAAGACAAGACCGAAGACGCUUCCUUGGCGAAAAAGGAAAAGAAAGACAAAAAGGACAAGAAGCGCAAACACUCUGACAUCGACCCUUCUUCUACCACCGCAGUCGAGAAUGACGACGUAGUCGAGACGCCCGCGAAGAAGGAGAAGAAGGAGAAGAAAGAGAAGAAGCGAAAGUCUACGGGCGCUGCCGAGUCGGAGAAGGCGGUGGCGGUGGUGGACGAAGACGGCGAUGUCGCGAUUGAAGAUGUGAAGGAGGAGCAGGACAGCGAGGACAAGAAGAAGGAUGUGCCGUUGGCAGCGCUAGUACCGUUUGCGAAUCCCCUGUGUGGGGAGAAGGAGCAGAAGAAGGUGUUGAAGGGGGUGAAGAAAGCCGCCAAAAACAAAGCGCUCAAACGCGGCGUAAAAGAAGUCGUAAAAUCCAUUCGGAAAUCCCCCCCCGCUAACCCGGCAACCCUGACCUCCGCCCCGACUGCCACAACCCCAUUACCCCACGGCAUCGUAAUCCUAGCCGCGGACAUCAGUCCCAUGGACGUGAUCUCACACAUCCCCGUCCUGUGCGAGGAUCAUAAUAUCCCUUACCUCUAUGUCCCCUCGCGAGCGGAACUCGGAGCGGCGGGAGCGACGAAGAGGCCCACGAGUGUGGUUAUGCUUGGGCCGAAAGUGGGCAAGGGGGUGGAGGGGCCGGAAGCGGGGAAGGAGUGGGAGGAGGGGUUUCGGGAGGUGUGGAAGUUGGCGGUCAAGAUGGGGAUGGAGGUCAAGGUUUAG